AGACACACUCCGGGUCAAACCAUAAAUACCGGGCGGAGGGGGGGGUUUGUUUGUCGGAGAUUAGCCGAGUGACAGAGCCAGGCCCGAAGUCUCUUCUCAGCCACAAUAACCUCUACGAACGGCAGUGCAAAGCUAAAAUCUGUUGGUCAGUGAUGCACUGAGACCACGAUGGAGAGCAGGGAGAACGCCACAGAGGGUGAUCCCCUGAAGAGGGGAGAAGACGGGGCAGAGACGGGACCAGCCCCGCCAGGGACCGAGCUGAAGAAGAAGGGCUGUAAGGAGAUCCUGGGCCUCUCCAAACUGACCCACUGGCGGACUGCAGUCUUCUUCCUGUCCCUGUUCCUCUGCCUCACCAUCGUGUUUGCCUUCUCCUUCAUCAUCCCCUGUCCCGUGAGGCCGCAGUAUUUCGUGACCUGGAACAGGAGCUUUUCUGAAGCAGCGAGCUAUGACUUCUUAGCUAUCGAGCACGCCAGCGACGACAAGGUGAUGGACGUCCUGUUUGUGCUCAAAGGCAGUGAAGGCACCCAGAACAAAUCAUGUGCCGUUGCAGGCCUGCCCUCGCCGUGUGUGUUCCUGUCGGCAGUGGACGGGACGGACGGGGAGACGCUGUGGGACAGUCCGCUGGCUGCUGACCUCCACUGGGCCCAGUGUGGCCUGGAGAGAGACUCGGGGAGGAGCUGGGACUGCCUGCUGUCCCACUCCGAUCAGCUCACUGCCGUAGACAAACGCAAAGGGGCUGUAAUUUGGCAGCAGCCUCAUCCGGCUGACCUGCACAGCUCUGGGCCCGUUCUCAGCCUGCCAGAUCUGGACGGGGAUAAGGUUGGAGACGUGGGCCUGGUGGCGUCUGACCGCACGCAGACUCGGAUGGUGCUGCUCUCGGGGAAAACAGGCGCUCAGAUUGGCUCCACAGUCGUUCUCGGUUUUACAGAGACGGUCCAUCACCUCCUCCAUCGCACCGCAGAGGGUUCUCACUAUGUUCUGCUACAGAACGACGCCGGCCUGUACGGUCUGGCUCUGUGGAGGAUCGCCGCUCAGGCCAAAGCGGGCCUGGAGGCCGGCCUGAAGAAGGACAAACACCUGGAGAAAAGCGCCAGCGCCGCCACGGGCCUGGUGCCCAUCUUUGAGUCAGACGCGAUGCGUGAGGUGGUCCGGACGGAGGAGGCGGACGAGACGUCCGGCCUGCUGGUGGUGACCGGCAGGGAGGUGGCGCUGGUGGAGGGCAAGAAGCUGCAGCUGCAGUGGAGGUUCAACAGCAGCUCCAUCCUCAGUCAGCCCUCCUGUGGCCACUUCAACAAAGACGAGUUGCUGGACAUCAUGGUUGAGGAGGACAUCGGCAACAGCAGCAAGAGGGUGGCCAUCCUGGACGGGAAGUCUGGCGAGGUGCUGUGGGAGGUCAACCUUUUGGCCAGUCCCAACUGUCCGAGGCCAGCCUCCAUACACACCACCAACCUGGUGUCCAUCUUCAUGUUUUGGGGCCUGAAGGCGUCGGACUCCAACGCCUCUGUCCCGCUGGCCGAUGAGCGGCGCUCCUACAUGCUGCAUCCGCUCUACUCUAAAGUUCUGCUGGAGUACGACAACGUGAUGGAUCACAUCAUCACAUUCAAAGCCACGCUGAUGGAGCGCGGGCGCCACGCGGCCUACAUCCUGCUCACCGGCCCCCCGUCGGAGGGCGCCGAAGGCACGGUGGUCCUCAGCAAGCGGAAGCUGAAGCAGGACGUCCCGGUCAGCAGGGUGCUCCGCAUCGGCGCCGGCGGCGGAUCGGAGAGCAACGAGGACAUCAAAGAGGCCUUCAACCGACUCCGCUUCAGCGACUGAUGAAACGGUCGACUCCACCUCCAAAAACCAAAGUAUCGACACUAGUGAGGACUGCGCCGCUCACCGCCAAGGAAAUGCCUGUUCUGGGGGCUUCCGGGUGGAAUCGUGAACCUGGGCAUUACCCGUCUGCUGACCUGACUGGAUGUAUAUUAGCAAACCUUUAAUCUAUUUAGUGUCCAAAAAGCUGCUGUUAGCCGACAAUCACCGCACACACAGCUGUUCUUCCUGCUGAUAAAUGCAUUUAUGCACCUCUUGCCUUUCAAAUGGCUGGAUUUUCCUCAGAUCACAGAUCGUUCUCUGGAUGUGAGCUUUAAAGACGGCAUAUAAACAGAUGAUAUGGAGUAUUUUUUAAUAAUGGUGACUGAUGGGGCUGUUUCCGUGAAUUUGCUCAAACUGUACUGUAAAACAGAUAAAACCGAAAGCCCCGAACACCUUAAAGUAUUCAACAUGUAUAUUUUAAUGCAGCCUUUUAUCUUAUGGUACUCUUGACGGCCAAAACCUACACUGCAACUUCGAUCCCAGAUGCUGUAAAUUGUUAUUCUCUGAUGCUCUUUGAGUGACUGCUGUGAGUUACAAGCGCCUUCUGAAACUUUAUUUUUCUCUGAAAGCUUUACACCUGAGAAAGAAAUGGAAUUUAGAGUGUUUUGGUGUUUUUUAUCCCUGUAAUGUUGUGAUAUUGAACCUGUGGAACGGGCCUUCACUCAAGCUGAUUUUUCUUUGACCUGUGAUAAAAUGUUUGAAAUGGAGUUCUAUUAAAGAUUUAAGGUUUUGAGAAGG
Salarias fasciatus (jewelled blenny) is the source of this 2592-nucleotide messenger RNA. RefSeq names its product family with sequence similarity 234 member A (gene fam234a). Gene Ontology annotation, molecular function: protein binding. The transcript is spliced from 12 exons. The coding region runs from base 169 to 1815 and encodes 548 amino acids. NCBI's taxonomy places the organism in Eukaryota, Metazoa, Chordata, Actinopteri, Blenniiformes, Blenniidae. The record is from RefSeq and is a predicted model, not a curated record.